AUGGCGUCUUCGUCUUCGUCCACGGUGCCUUCACAUCCUGUCGUAUUUACGACCCAGACGCCCUAUGCACUCCCUUCCCAAAAAUUUAUGAUCCCAUUGGACUGGAAACGCUACCAGCUCUCCCAGCUCAUCAACAAAGCACUCGACCUCCCCAAGCCUAUUCCAUUCGACUUCCUUGUCCAUGGCGAGAUCCUCAGAACGUCCCUAUUGGAAUGGCGCGCAGAGAAGGGUGUCGGGGAGGAGGAUACGUUAGAAAUCGAGUAUUUUGAAAGUGUUAUGCCUCCUCAACGCAUAUCUGAGCUUCCCCACGAGGACUGGGUGUCUUCGGUAUCAUGUCGAAUACCUCAGCAUUUCGUAACAUCAUCAUAUGACGGUCACCUACGUCUCUUCGACUAUUCUCAAAAACCCCUCCUCGAUAUCUCCGUGCACCAAGCACCCGUCACUUCUGUCUGCGUGGUACCAUCACCGUCAACGGAAACCGAGUCUCACAUUCUAGCAAGUUCGUCGCAUGACCUCACCGCGUGUCUCACCCGCAUAUUUCUGGGCUCUGAGGGUCCAAGUGCAUCCACCGUGACUUCUCUACAUCUACACACCAGUCCACUAUCUUCAAUAUCUACUGAUGCAUCUGGUUCGCACCUCCUCACCUCUUCGUGGGACGGCCUCAUCGGUGUCUGGGAUACCUCAAUACCCAAUGACCAUCAAGUACCUCUGGACCGCGGCGAUGACAGAAAAAAACGGCGUAAGAUCGCUCCUGCAGACAUAAAACGGAAAGCACCAAUAGCAGUGCUAAAAUCGCACACCGCACGCAAAGCCUACAGCUGUGGUUUUGAUUCAACGGUUCGAACCUGGGACGUCGAGAGUGGCGUGUGCAUCAACACUAUCAAUGUCCCUGAGCGACCGAUGCUCGAUCUUGCUGAAACACCGGACGGUAAUAUCCUCCUUGGUGCAUCCACAGACCGCACCGUGUCUAUCUUCGAUCUCCGUGUUUCAUCCCUCUCGUCUUCCACAGGUAUCAUGAUGCACCCCGCGACUCCAUCUUGCAUCGCUACAUCUGAGAGUGGAAAGCAGCAGGUGGUAACUGGUGCCUAUGAUGGUGUUGCACGGCUUUGGGACCUUCGGAGCACGAAAAGUGCUGUGACCAGCUUCAGGGUCUGGGAUGGGAUGAAGGUCCUUGCGGUGGACUGGGUGAGAGAUGUGGUAGGCAUUGGAGGCGAGGGGGGGAUGGAGGUGUGGAGAAUCGAUGGGGGAUCUUAA
Messenger RNA from Suillus subalutaceus, 1254 nucleotides. RefSeq names its product WD40 repeat-like protein. The record is from RefSeq and is a predicted model, not a curated record. Gene Ontology annotation, molecular function: protein binding. Gene Ontology annotation, cellular component: preribosome, large subunit precursor. The transcript is spliced from 5 exons. Lineage: Eukaryota; Fungi; Basidiomycota; Agaricomycetes; Boletales; Suillaceae. Bases 1 to 1254 code for a protein of 417 amino acids.